AUGGAAGUGAUCUGUGAGGGCGAGAAGGGUCAGUUCCGGGCCAACGCGGACCAGAUCGGCUGGCGAGGCGCAUCAGGCGCCACCAGGGUGAACGCAGCCAGCUCCGUGAGAAGGGCUGAGUGGUUCGAGGGCAGCCUGCGCCUGCUGUGCGAGGAGAGCGGCCAGGCGGAGGUCUUGGCGUUGGAGGGCUUCAAGGAUGCGGACUUCGAUGCCUUGUGGAAAUACCUCGAGCAGACCUGCGGUGUGUACUUGAAAAAGGUCAAGCCCAAGGCAGCGUUGGAAGAGGCAGACUUCGAUGCUGCGAUGCGCAGCAUUGAGCAGGCAGCGGACCGCGUGGACGAGACCGCGCCGGGCUCGGUGCAGAAGAAGGCGAAGGAGGCGGACCUCAUGAAGAAGGUAGAGAGUGUCCGUGAUGGCCUGGACACUGCGGUGAGCGGCGACAAGCAGGCGCUGAGCCGCGUCUUCGCGGCCAACGGCUGCGAGCGCGUGGGCCGCCUGCGGUUGGUCGUGGACACCGUGCAGCUGGAGGUCUACGACACAGACCCCAGGUGGAAGCACCUACUUAGCAAGUGUAACACCAUUGAGGCGGUGCUCAAAGAACUGGGCACUUUCCGCAAUUGGAAGCCCAGCGCGGAGUGCCAGCAUUCCGAGAGCCUGCUGAGGCGCGCCAUGGUGCGGGAGCUUCGCUACCGGCAUGGGGAAGAACCGGAGGCGCAGGUGGAGCCGAACGCAGUGGCCCAAGAUGAGGACGCGCAGGGCUGGGGCGAAGCCAGCUAUGCGACCUACGCGGAGGAGGAGGUGUAUCCUGUACAGCACCCCCAGCCGCUACCUGAGCCCGAGCCAACAGCAGGCUACGGCUACUCCGAGCCGGCAGCAGCCCCAGCCCCAGCCGCACCUCAGGUGAAGGUUCCAGUCAUAGACGAAGGUCAGCGCAAGCGCUACGAAGAUGAGGAGGUCAGCGACCCCAACAGCGUGCGCGCCGGCGCCCCGGACGACGAGGUGGACGAGGCCACCAGGCGAAUGCGCUAUACCUAUCCCAAUAGCAUCCUUGAGGGGUGGGUUUGGAAGAGGAGUCGUAUCCUCAAGCGCUGGCGCCGAAGAUGGCUCGUGUUGCUGCCCGGCGAGCUGAUGACCUUCAAGUAUCGGGGACAUCGGGAACCCACAGAGGUGGUGCCUGCCGGGACUGUCAUGCGGAUCUACAGCGCAGACGGAGAGGUGCAGCAAGCCCGUUGUUUCUGUGUGGUUGUGCGCGAAAGGAAUUAUUACAUGGUCUGCGACGACGAAACUCAGAAGCGUGGGUGGAUGCAGCAGAUCGAGAAAUCGCUUUGCCAACGACGGUGA
Molecule: messenger RNA, 1341 nt
Organism: Effrenium voratum
Lineage: Eukaryota; Dinophyceae; Suessiales; Symbiodiniaceae
Source: the annotation of a GenBank genome assembly